Pseudozyma hubeiensis SY62 is the source of this 870-nucleotide messenger RNA. RefSeq lists its product as hypothetical. NCBI's taxonomy places the organism in Eukaryota, Fungi, Basidiomycota, Ustilaginomycetes, Ustilaginales, Ustilaginaceae. The transcript has a single exon. The record is from RefSeq and is a predicted model, not a curated record. Bases 1 to 870 code for a protein of 289 amino acids.
AUGUCAACAGCAGCGAUAUCUGCCGCACCGGGUGGAGCGCACGAGUCGGGGUCGACGUCGACGAAACGGCGGUCUUUGUUCAAACCGAAUACCUGGAAGAAGAGCGCUCGGUCGCAGGCGCACGAUGCAGUGAAACCUGCUGGAGUGGAUUCUCCUGACGGAGAAGCGGUGACGGGUGUGCGGAAUGUUGAUGGAGUCGAGACGGGUGCUCCCUUGACGAGCUUGGUUGCUUCCUCUCCCGAGGUGAAGAGGGAAGGGAAGGGUGUGGAACGAGAAGCCGGUCUCGGUACAGCGUUCGCCAACCCUGCACCGCUGACACCUGCACCCAAACCAUCAUCUACACCACCUAAGUCAUCGGAAUUGGCAUUCACGACCGACGCACUGGGUCGAAUCCCCUUCUUCCGUCAGGAUCACCCCAACUUCCCCCUCUCCAACUCCUCCCCCUCCUAUCCGGUCGUCUACAACUCCGUCCGUUAUACAACCGCUGAACACCUCUUCCAAUCGCUCAAAUUCCCGUCGAAUCCCGAGAUCGCUUCGAAAGUUCGUCGUGCAAAGACUCCGCUGGAUGCGAUGCGCAUCGCUCGAUCCCACACCUCCCUCUACCCAGCAGGGUGGUUUUCCGAGGGACUCAAUGUCAAGGUCAUGCACGAUGUGGUGCUCGCCAAGUUCUCCCAGUGGCCCAGGUUGAGGGACGCGCUGUUGGAAACGGCCGAUGCAGAGAUCUCCAACGUCAGCCCUACGGACGUCUUCUGGGGCACGGGUGAGGGAGAGAGGGGAAGGAACGUGCUGGGAAAAGUGCUGAUGGAUGUUAGGGAGGUGCUGAGGAGGAAUGCGGGUGUGGGGUACGGGAGUGGGGCAAAGACGAUGUAG